ACUACGAGCUGCACAGCCAUGGGUUCAGAUAAAGGCUGCAUGGAUACACAAGAGCGACGACCCAUAUUGGGUGCCGCCUGCAAGCGGCAGGGCCACCGGUGUCUGCGGAAAAAGCUGAGGCCUGUGCGAAUCUUGGGGUUAAUGGUCAGCCUAGUGGCCUUAAGUGCUGUCUCCUUCAGUGCCUUGACCAGGAGCUCAGGUGGUCUCAGUGAGCCGGCGCUCCCCCAGGAGAGUCUCCACCAGUCCGCCCCCCACAGAACUCUGCUGUUCAGCCAACACCAGAUGGACCCCAAUGUGUCAGCAGACGAACCAAUAGCCAUGAAAUCGACAGAAAAUAGCAACAUGAGCCAGGGGGAUUACCCACCAGACGCGUUCACCCUUGAGCAGCGGCGCCAAGGGGCGGUGGCCUUCCACAUGUUUGGCAUGAUCUACAUGUUCAUUGCCUUAGCCAUAGUGUGCGACGAGUUUUUUGUCCCGGCGCUCACAGUCAUCACCGAGAAGCUGACCAUUUCGGAUGACGUGGCGGGCGCCACCUUCAUGGCGGCGGGCGGCUCGGCCCCGGAACUCUUCACCUCCAUCAUCGGCGUCUUCAUCUCACACAGCAACGUGGGCAUCGGCACCAUCGUGGGCUCGGCCGUCUUCAAUAUCCUCUUUGUCAUCGGGAUGUGCGCCAUCUUCUCCAAGGAGAUCCUCAACUUGACAUGGUGGCCGCUCUUCCGCGACGUCUCCUUCUACAUCCUGGAUCUGAUCCUGCUCAUCAUCUUCUUCCUGGAUAACAUCAUCUCCAUGUGGGAAAGUAUCACGCUGCUCUCGGGCUACGCCGCCUACGUGAUCUUCAUGAAGUUCAACAGCAAUAUGGAGGGCUUUAUCAAAGGCUGCAUGAACCAGAAUCAAGUGGUAGAAGUGGCGGUGCAGCCCAAGGAUGAGAAGCUAAGUCCUGGGGCACCGGAGGAUGACGGCAAGCUGUCGGCGAGGCCUCGACUGCAGAGGGGGGGUAGCUCCGCCUCCCUGCACAACAGCUUGAUGAGGAACAGCAUUUUCCAGCUGAUGAUUCACACGCUAGACCCACUAAGUGAAGAAUUUGCUGACUCUGAGCUUGGGACUUAUGGGAAACUAAAAUAUUAUCACUCAAUGACUGAGGAAGGUAAAUUCCGAGAGAAGGCGUCCAUCCUUCACAAGAUCGCUAAGAAGAAAUGCCAGGUGGAAGACAGUGAGAAGGCAAAUGGAGUGGCAAGCCGUUCAGAUAAGAACCUUCCGAACAGCUCCAGCGUGGAAGUGGAAGUGACACCACCCAUGAACGGAACGGCAGUGCAAGAGGGAGAGACGGCCGAGGAUGAGGAGGAAGAGGACCAGCCCCUGAGUCUGUCCUGGCCCGACACCAACCGCAAGCGCCUCACCUACCUCUUAAUCAUACCCAUCGUCCUCCCACUCUGGCUCACGCUGCCUGACGUCAGGAAACCGACGGCAAAGAAGUUCUUCCCCAUCAGCUUCGUGGGCUCCAUCUGCUGGAUCGCAGGCUUCUCGUACCUAAUGGUGUGGUGGGCUCACCAGGUUGGAGAGACCAUUGGGAUUACAGAGGAGAUUAUGGGCCUGACUAUAUUAGCAGCUGGAACCUCCAUCCCUGACCUCAUCACCAGUGUCAUUGUGGCACGCAAGGGGCUGGGGGAUAUGGCCGUCUCCAGCUCCGUCGGCUCCAACAUCUUCGACAUCACCGUCGGACUGCCGUUCCCCUGGCUCCUCUGGUCCUUCUUCAAUGGCAUGCAACCGGUGCAGGUCAGCUCCAACGGCCUCUUCUGCGCCAUCGUGCUCCUCUUCCUCAUGCUCCUCUUCGUCAUCAUCUCCAUCGCCGCGUGCAAGUGGCGCAUGAGCAAGCUGCUCGGCUUCAUCAUGUUCAUGCUGUAUUUCGUCUUCCUGGUGGUCAGCGUCAUGCUGGAGGACAAGGUCAUUGCCUGUCCGGUGUCCGUCUGA
Pleuronectes platessa (European plaice) is the source of this 1968-nucleotide messenger RNA. Its product is annotated as sodium/potassium/calcium exchanger 2-like. Lineage: Eukaryota; Metazoa; Chordata; Actinopteri; Pleuronectiformes; Pleuronectidae. Gene Ontology annotation, cellular component: membrane. The record is from RefSeq and is a predicted model, not a curated record. The transcript is spliced from 11 exons. The coding region runs from base 19 to 1968 and encodes 649 amino acids. Gene Ontology annotation, biological process: long-term synaptic depression; intracellular calcium ion homeostasis; calcium ion transmembrane transport. Gene Ontology annotation, molecular function: calcium channel activity; calcium, potassium:sodium antiporter activity.